Seminavis robusta is the source of this 921-nucleotide messenger RNA. Lineage: Eukaryota; Bacillariophyta; Bacillariophyceae; Naviculales; Naviculaceae. The record is from the annotation of a GenBank genome assembly.
AUGGUAGCUCCCCGGCGCAAUCUCUCCAAAGACGGUCUUUCCUCUUGGCCUUCCUUUGCGGCUGGUUUGGCUGUGGGAUGUCUCCUCAUGUUCCUCUGCCUGGGACAACCACUACCACCACCCGAGUCAUCCUCGUCACUGCUGAAUGUUAAUAACAACAAUCUGCGAAUGCUGGAAUCCCAGCAACUAAUAAUAGGACAAGAAGAACCCGACAAUGGCUGGCAUACCAUUAAUGUCUGGUACCAUGAUCGCAAAGCCCUAGGUCAAGAUUUGCAAAAACCAUCCUACGGCCAAGUCCACCAAGAUGAGAUUAUUCUGGAUCUCAUUGGAGAUGCCGGCUAUUUUAUUGAUUUGGCCGCCAACGAUGCCCUUGAAUUCUCCAAUACUCUGGUAUUGGAACGACACAACGGUUGGCACGGCCUCUGCAUUGAACCCAAUCCUACGUAUUGGUACGGAUUGGCGCAUCGCAAAUGCACCGUCGUGGGAGCAUUAAUGGGAGGCGAGCAGAUUGAUCAAGUCAAUGUCAAAUUCCGUGGCGUCUUUGGAGGCAUUGUGGGGAAAAUGGAUGGUAAACUGGCCAAUCGCAAAAAGGAACCACAGGCUCCCACGGAACAACGGUAUACCGUUCCCAUUUCAAAAGUGUUGCAACGGUAUCAGGUUCCCAAAACAAUUGAUUACUUGAAUCUAGAUAUUGAAGGAGCUGAAUUUUUGGUCAUGCAACACUUUCCUUUUGACACUUAUAAAGUCAGAGUCAUGACGGUCGAGCGACCGAAUGAACAAUUACAUGCAUUGCUCGAGUCCAAAGGGUAUCAUCAUUUGAAGGAUCUCACUUGGUGGGGUGAGACACUCUGGGCACAUGAAUCCUCGGGGUUCACCAAGGAUCAUCCCAAAAUUGUCAAAAUUCCAUACGAAGGGAAAUAA